AUGUCUCAGUCAGGGAAGAUUACUAUCUCCAUUGACCGUGGUGGUACAUUCACAGAUGUUCACGCCAUUGUUCCUGGUCGUUCAGAUAUUAUUUUGAAGCUUCUUUCAGUUGAUCCUUCCCAUUAUCAAGAUGCACCCACUGAAGGCAUCCGUCAGAUCCUAGAGCUGGUCACCGGGAACUCACAUCCCCGAGGUCAACCACUAAAGCUUGACCGCAUUGGCUGCCUUCGUAUGGGUACCACCGUUGCUACCAAUGCUUUACUAGAGCGCAAGGGUGCUCGUUCAGUACUACUUACAACAAAAGGGUUCCGGGACUUGCUAAAGAUCGGCGAUCAAUCUCGCCCCGCUAUCUUCGACUUGUCCAUGGCACGCCCAGGAGUACUUCCAGAAAGCGUUGUCGAAAUCAAUGAACGCGUGCUACCUUGCCAUCCUUCCUCCGAUAGCAGUUGCUACUCCGAUUGCCGAAUAGUAGAGGGAGUAACAGGCGAGAGAUUCCGUGUGGUGCAAGAGCUGGACCUUGCUCAGGUGCAAACAGAGCUCCAACAACUCAAAGAGCAGGGAUAUGAGUCUCUUUCCGUGGCAUUGCUACAUUCUUUCGCAUACCCCGACCAUGAGCGUCAAAUCGGCGAGCUUGCCCAGCGGAUGGGAUUCUCGGUCACCCUCUCUUCAAAACUCCAACCCAUGAUCAAAAUUGUGCCUCGUGGCAUGUCAGCUGCCGCUGAUGCUUAUCUCACACCUGUCAUUAAAACAUAUAUUGACUCCAUUUCUUCGAGCUUUGAGGGCGGCCUAGAGAGCCAACAGGACUGUCGAUUUGAGUUCAUGCAAUCUGACGGGGGACUCGUCGAUUUCCGCAAGUUCAGCGGACUGAAAGCAAUUCUCUCUGGCCCUGCAGCCGGCGUGGUUGGCUUUGCAGCCACCAGUUGGGAUCCUACCGAGAGGACACCUGUCAUCGGAUUUGACAUGGGUGGAACUAGUACAGAUGUUUCGCGAUACGACGGUCAUCUCGAGCAUGUAUUCGGAUCCAAGCUUGCCGGCGUUUUGAUCCAGUCCCCUCAGCUUGAUAUCAACACUGUUGCCGCGGGUGGUGGAUCCAUUCUCACUUGGCGCAACGGUUUGUUCUAUGUCGGACCUGAGUCUGCAAGCGCCCACCCUGGUCCAGCAUGCUAUCGCAAAGGAGGUCCUCUGACAGUGACAGAUGCCAAUUUGUUCCUUGGACGACUGUUGCCCGAGUAUUUCCCACAUAUAUUCGGUCCCAACGAGGACCAGCCUUUAGAUACAGAGACGACCGCACGGCUUUUCAAUGAGUUGACGCAAAAGAUCAACAUUGAACGCCGACAGCAUUAUCAGACCGAGUACUCCCCAGAGGAAGUCGCACUCGGUUUCCUGAAAGUCGCAGAUGAAUCAAUGGCCCGGCCAAUUCGUAACCUUACAGAGGCUCGGGGCUUUGAGACCGCGUCUCACCAUCUGGCAUGCUUUGGAGGUGCCGGUGGUCAGCACGCGUGCUCGGUGGCUGACUCUCUCGGAAUCUCACGCAUCAUUAUCCAUAAAUACUCUUCCGUUCUGUCAGCUUACGGUCUUGCACUGGCAGAGGUUGUCAAGGAGUCACAGGAACCAAUCUCAUCCGCCUAUCUGUCCUCUCACAGUGGUCUUCUUCAACGCUUUGAUGAAAUGGCAGCAUCAGCAACCAAGGAGAUGGAAGAGCAAGGUUUCCCUGCCACUCAAGUUCACCACGAACAAUAUUUGAACAUGCGCUACGAAGGUUCCGAUACCAGUUUGAUGAUCCUGAAGCCCGAAGACUCAGAAGAUUUCCUGGAAGAGUUCCGCAUUCGUCACCGUCGCGAGUUCAAUUUCAACUCCGAGCGCCCAGUUCUUGUUGAUGACAUUCGUGUGCGGACUAUUGCUUCGUCAAAGGUGCGCACAGAGGAGAGUCCUUUGGUUCAGCUGAAGGCAGCCAAUAUGCGAGAGGUCACCACGGCGCCAGCCAGCAAGAUUCUGGCUUAUUUCGAUGGCCAGUCGAGCCGCAUCGAUACGCCCGUUUAUUUGCUUGGUGAAUUGGAGAAGAAUUCUCGCAUUGCAGGCCCGGCUGUUAUCAUUGAUCAAACGCAAACAAUCGUCGUGGCUCCCAAUGCAGUGGCCAACCUUCUGGAUACUUGCAUUGUCAUCGAUCUCAAGGAGGAACCUGCCGUCUCUGCAGGAAAUUCCGUCUCGUCGGGUAUUGAUCCUAUCCGAUUGAGCAUUUUUGGACACCGGUUCAUGUCUAUUGCCGAACAAAUGGGCCGCACACUGCAAAAGACUUCUGUCUCAACUAACAUUAAGGAAAGACUGGAUUUCUCUUGUGCGCUGUUCUCCCCCGAUGGAGGGCUGGUCGCCAACGCACCACACGUGCCGGUUCAUCUCGGAUCCAUGCAGUUUGCUGUGCGUUAUCAGCAUGAAAAGUGGCUAGGCAACCUAAAGGACGGUGAUGUGCUGGUUGCCAACCACCCUAGCUGUGGAGGCACCCAUCUUCCCGAUAUCACAGUUAUCACCCCUGUCUUUGAUAGACCCGGUGGUUCCGAAAUCAUGUUUUACGUAGCCUCUCGUGGCCAUCAUGCUGACAUUGGUGGCAUUUUGCCUGGGUCGAUGCCUCCCAAAUCGACUGAACUAUGGCAAGAAGGCGCUGCCAUUGAAGGAGACAAGAUUGUCAGCGAUGGAAUCUUGGACGAGGCACGUUUGAUUGAGUUGUUGGUCACCAAGCCCUCCCAAUAUCCUGGCUGCGCUGGAGCUCGCUGCAUCAGUGACAAUCUUUCAGAUCUGAAGGCACAGAUUGCCGCCAACACUCGUGGAAUCAGUCUGAUCCAAACUCUCUUCAACGAAUACGGAACGCAGACAGUGCAACGGUACAUGUAUGCAAUUCAGGCAACUGCCGAGACUGCUGUCCGCAAUCUGCUCAAGGAGCUUUACCAAAAGUUCAAUGGUCAACCUCUUGAAUCCGUUGAUUACAUGGACGACGGCACUCCCAUUCGACUCAAGAUCACCAUAGACGGCAAUGAUGGAUCAGCUGUUUUCGAUUUUGAAGGCACAGGUCCUGAGGUCUAUGGUAGCUGGAACGCCCCCAUCGCCAUUACUCACUCGGCUAUCAUCUACUGUCUACGUUGCAUGAUCAAUGCCGAUGUACCUCUGAACCAAGGAUGUCUGGCGCCAAUUGAUAUCCGUGUCCCAUCGCCCAGCAUCCUGUCCCCAACCAAAACAGCUGCUGUCGUAGGUGGUAACGUUGUCACCUCGCAGCGUAUCACCGACGUUGUCUUCAAGGCCUUCCAAGCUUGCGCCGCCUCGCAAGGUUGUUGUAACAACCUGACCUUCGGCACUGACCCUAAGAUUGAUCCUUCUACCGGUGCUGUGAUUACCCCAGGAUUCGGAUACUAUGAAACGAUCGCCGGUGGCAGUGGCGCUGGACCAACUUGGAAGGGCGAGUCUGGAGUGCAAGUCCAUAUGACGAACACUCGAAUCACCGAUCCUGAAAUUUUGGAAAAGCGCUAUCCAGCCAUGCUACGCCAAUUUACAUUACGCGAGGGCUCUGGGGGCCAGGGCAAGAACCCCGGAGGGGAGGGAGUCAUUCGUGACAUUGAGUUCUUGUCACCUUUGCAAUGUUCAAUUUUGUCCGAGCGACGUGUGCAUCGGCCGUAUGGACUGGAGGGCGGCGAAAGCGCGCAGCCUGGGUUGAACCUCUGGAUCACGCGUGACGCGGAAACUGGCGAGGAGCGUUCUAUCAACAUUGGUGGCAAGAAUACCGUCUCGAUGAAAACUCAUGACCGAAUUGUGAUCAACACCGCAGGUGGUGGUGGUUGGGGCGCUGUAUGA
This is a messenger RNA of Penicillium soppii, 3837 nucleotides long. Its product is annotated as 5-oxoprolinase. Gene Ontology annotation, biological process: glutathione metabolic process. Gene Ontology annotation, cellular component: cytosol. The coding region runs from base 1 to 3837 and encodes 1278 amino acids. The record is from RefSeq and is a predicted model, not a curated record. Gene Ontology annotation, molecular function: 5-oxoprolinase (ATP-hydrolyzing) activity. The transcript is spliced from 2 exons. Lineage: Eukaryota; Fungi; Ascomycota; Eurotiomycetes; Eurotiales; Aspergillaceae.